AUGAAGAUGAAGCAGCUCGGAGCUUCGUGUGGAUUCGUUCUGCUGAACCUGCUCGUCCUCGCCGCCGCCCGGCCAAAGACAGGUCCGGAUCAGAAAUGUCAGUCCGGUCCAGUGGAUCUGGUUUUCCUCAUCGACAGCUCGCGCAGCGUCAGGCCCCACGAGUUCGAGACCAUGAGGAAGUUCAUGAUCGACAUCCUGGACACGCUGGACAUCGGACCCAACGCCACCAGAGUGGGCGUGGUCCAGUACUCCAGCCAGGUCCGCAGUGAGUUCUCCCUGAAGACGCACAGCAAGCUGGACACGAUGGUGAAGAACAUCAAUGACAUCGUUCCCCUCGCUCAAGGAACCAUGACCGGGCUCGCCAUCAAGUACGUGAUGAACGCAGCCUUCAUCCCGGAGGAGGGAGACAGGCCCAAGGUCCCCAACGUGGUGGUGAUCGUGACAGAUGGACGUCCUCAGGACCGCGUGGCAGAGGUGGCGGCGGAGGCCAGGGAGAAAGGCAUUGAGAUCUACGCUGUGGGAGUGGCCAGGGCCGACAUGACAUCACUGAGGGCCAUGGCGUCCCCGCCGUUUGAGGACCACGUCUUCCUGGUGGAGUCCUUCGACCUGAUUCACCAGUUUGGACUCCAGUUCCAGGACAAGCUCUGUGGUGUUGAUCUGUGUCUGGAGUCAGAUCACGGCUGUGAACACGUCUGUGAGAGUUCACCAGGCUCCUACCACUGUGUGUGUCUGCCUGGAUACACACUGAAGGCCGACGGGAAGACGUGUGCAGCCGUCGAUUUGUGCGCUGAGGGGAAACACAACUGUGAGCAGAUCUGCAUCAGCUCCCCUGGUUCCUUCACCUGCGACUGCAACAAAGGAUUCACACUGAACGACGACAAGAAGACCUGCUCAAUGAUCGACUUCUGUUCGUUUGGGAACCACAGUUGUGAUCACGAGUGUGUGAGUGUGCUCAACGGCUAUCACUGCCGCUGUAACGAGGGCUUCAGGCUGCUGGACGACGGCAAGACCUGCCAGGCCAUUGACCUGUGCGCUGAGGGGAAACACGACUGUGAACAGAUCUGUGUCAGCGCACCGGGCGUCUUCAGUUGUGACUGCAGAGAAGGAUACACACUCCACGAGGACAAGAAGACCUGCACACCCAUUGACCUGUGUGCUGAGGGGAAACACGACUGUGAACAGAUCUGCAUCAGUGCACCCGGCACCUUCACCUGCGACUGCAACAAAGGAUUCAAACUCAACAAGGACAAGAAGACCUGCACGAACAUGGACCUGUGCAGCAGCGUGGAGCACGGCUGUGAGCACCAGUGUGUCAGCUCUCCUGGAUCUUACUACUGUGUGUGUCCAGAGGCGCAGCUGCUGCAGGAGGACGGCAAGAGCUGCGGCACCUGCAAGUCUGCCAACAUCGACCUGGUGCUUCUGAUCGACGGCUCCAAGAGCGUCCGCCCUCAGAACUUUGAGCUGGUCAAAAAGUUCGUCAACCAGGUUGUGGACUCCCUAGACGUGUCCACUCAUGGCACCAGAGUGGGUCUGGUCCAGUACUCCAGCCGGGUCAGGACAGAGUUUCCUCUCAACAUGUACCACUCUGCUGAUGAGAUCAAAGCUGCAGUGAUGAAGGUUGAGUACAUGGAGAAAGGGACGAUGACGGGUCUGGCCCUGAAGCACAUGCUGGAGAACAGUUUCUCCGAGGCCGAGGGCGCUCGUCCCGCCAGCCGCAACAUCCCACGCAUCGGACUGAUCUUCACAGACGGACGCUCCCAGGAUGACAUCACCGAGUUCGCCAAGAUGCCCAAAGAAGCCGGCAUCACCAUGUACGCUGUGGGCGUGGGGAAAGCUGUGGAGGAGGAGCUUCGUGAAAUUGCGUCCGAACCCGUGGAGAAACAUUUCUAUUACACCAGCGACUUCACGGCCAUCAGCACCAUCGCUGAGAACCUCAAGCUGAACGUGUGUCCAGAGGAGAGUCAGGGGGAGAUCGAGGUGAAGGACCCGUGUGCCUGUGAGAGUCUGGUGGAGUUCCAGCAGGCCACCAUGAGCAGCCUGGAGCAGCUCACACAGAAACUGGCUGGGAUGACUGCUCGUCUGGAGCAGCUGGAGAACCAGCUUCUCACCAGGAAGUGA
Limanda limanda (common dab) is the source of this 2118-nucleotide messenger RNA. It is a transcript of the gene matn4, whose product is annotated as matrilin 4. Gene Ontology annotation, molecular function: calcium ion binding. The coding region runs from base 1 to 2118 and encodes 705 amino acids. Lineage: Eukaryota; Metazoa; Chordata; Actinopteri; Pleuronectiformes; Pleuronectidae. The transcript is spliced from 16 exons. The record is from RefSeq and is a predicted model, not a curated record.